CGGCUACACAUGUCUGACUGCUCUUAUCAACUUAUCAUAUAAGGAAAGGAAAGUGAUUGAUUCGGAUCCUGACACCGCAGGAUCUGGGGGAAGAGCACGAAGCAGCCCAGCUGAUCAGCAAGGCGAAUGCAGCCCUCACCCGUGAGCAGGGCCGUCCCUCCCGCUGCAGCCUGACAGUUGACUGCGGGAACGGAGAGGAGACGGCGUCGGAAGCCGAGGCUGCCGCCAGACAAGGAGCGAAGGAGGCUUUCAUUGAUGGACCUUGAGCCGCGGCAGGGGAGCCCCGCGCGCAAGAGCGCAGCUUAGCGCCCAGUCUCAUGCGCCCUGCAGUCUGCUAGGCUGGUGGCUUAGACCGAGCGAGCGGGAGAAUGUGGCAGCUGCUCGUCUUUACUCUGAGCUGUGACCUCGCCGCAGCCGCAGCCUAUAACAGCUUUCGGAAGAGCCCGGACGGCAUCGGGAAGAGGCAGUAUCAGGUUCAGCACGGCUCCUGCAGCUACACGUUCCUGCUGCCGGAGACGGACAACUGCCGCUCUGCCUCCAGCCCCUACGUGUCCAACGCGGUGCAGAGGGACGCGCCGCUGGACUACGACGACUCGGUGCAGCGGCUGCAGGUGCUGGAGAGCAUCAUGGAGAACAACACCCAGUGGCUGAUGAAGCUUGAGAACUACAUCCAGGACAACAUGAAGAAAGAGAUGGUAGAGAUACAGCAGAACGCGGUGCAGAACCAGACUGCCGUGAUGAUAGAAAUAGGAACCAACCUACUAAACCAAACAGCAGAGCAAACCCGGAAGUUAACCGAUGUUGAAGCUCAGGUAUUAAAUCAGACCACAAGACUUGAACUCCAGCUUCUGGAACAUUCCCUGUCUACAAACAAGUUGGAAAAACAGAUUUUGGAUCAGACCAGUGAAAUAAAUAAACUGCAAGAUAAGAACAGUUUCCUGGAAAAGAAAGUACUGGAUAUGGAAGAUAAGCACAUAGUUCAACUUCAGUCGAUAAAAGAAGAGAAAGAUGAGCUCCAGGUGUUGGUGUCCAAGCAAAAUUCCAUCAUUGAAGAACUAGAGAAACAACUGGUGACUGCCACGGUGAAUAAUUCAGUCCUCCAAAAGCAGCAGCACGAUCUGAUGGAGACAGUUCAUAAUUUAUUGACCAUGAUAUCGACAUCAAACUCAGCUAAGAACUCCCUGGUUGCUAAGGAAGAACAAAUCGUCUUCCGAGACUGCGCGGAUGCGUUCAAAGCGGGACUGACAACCAGCGGCGUCUACGCACUCAGGUUCCCGAACUCCACCGAAGAGAAAAAGGCUUACUGUGACAUGGAGACUGGCGGAGGUGGGUGGACGGUUAUUCAGCGACGUGAAGAUGGCAGUGUCGAUUUUCAGAGGACUUGGAGAGAAUACAAAGUGGGGUUUGGGAACCCUUCAGGCGAGCACUGGCUGGGAAACGAGUUUGUUUCACAAGUGACUAAUCAGAAGCGCUACGUGCUCAAAAUACACCUGAAAGACUGGGAAGGGAACGAGGCCUACUCGCUGUACGAGCACUUCUCUCUCUCAGGUGAAGACCUCAACUACAGGAUUCACCUUAAAGGACUCACGGGGACAGCCGGCAAAAUAAGCAGCAUAAGCCAACCAGGAAACGACUUUAGCACGAAGGACGCGGACAACGACAAAUGUAUCUGCAAGUGUUCACAGAUGCUCACAGGAGGCUGGUGGUUUGAUGCGUGUGGUCCCUCCAACCUGAACGGAAUGUACUACCCGCAGAGGCAGAACACAAAUAAGUUCAACGGCAUUAAGUGGUACUACUGGAAAGGGUCGGGCUACUCGCUCAAGGCCACGGCCAUGAUGAUCCGACCAGCAGACUUCUAAAUGCCUGCACGCACCUGGGGACGGGCUGCUGUCCUGUUUUCAAAGACUAACUCCCACAGCUCUAGAAGACACAGCUGCCUCCUGCCUCGUCGUCCUCCUCAGACAGACAGCACGCUCCCAGGGCCGAGGGGACCCAUGUGCUCCAAAUUAGAGCCCCGGAAACUUUGUCACUUAAACCUGCACCACUUUGCGAACCAAAGCACAACCCAGAACAAGCAACAGCCUGCUAUGGUGCCCUGGUAGAAAGCCCACGGGGAGACAAAUUUAAGCUGGAGAAUGAGACUGACAAUUUACAGACUCUGUUGUCACAACCAAGAAUGUCAUGUGCGAGUUCAUCAGUAAAUAACUGGAAAACAGAACACUUAUGCCAUGUAGUAGAGAUAAUCUUGGAACUGCAUUCUUCUGAGCACUGUUUACUGACUGUGUAAAUAUCCAUACGUCCCAAAUUCAGCAUCGCUAUCGUAAUUAAAAGGAAGGAAAAAAUUCUCUAAGCCAUAAAGAUAUAUAUUCAGGGAUUUUUGUCAGAAGUGGUUAUUAGCAGUUUAAUAUUUGGAGAAGGAAAAACAUAGUUAAUGCAUUUUUAGUCCUCCUCUUAUGUGCUUUAAAUUUUCAUUUUGAAAACAGCAUAUUUACAUAUGUGUUGUCAGCUUAGUUUUAAGUUAAUGCUCAAAUAUAUAUUUCAAGUUUCUAUGGUGAAAACUUUCAGGAUCUCUGACAUUAUUAACAGAAAUGUGUCCUUUUAGUAUAUAUGAAGAUUGUACUAUUUUUUCUGCCUUGUUGUUAAAUAUGAAGGUAUUUUUAGUAAUUAAAUAUAACUUAUUAGGUGAGAUGACUACAUUUAACUUUUAUGAUCAUAUUUACAGCAUUGUCAUUUGAUUCUGAAAUAACAGAUUAUGACUCGUGACAAGGAAAGUUUUGAUUUUCUUAAGGAAAAAAAAUUAUACAUUUAAUUUCACGACAAAGAGGCGUUCCUAUCUUUUACCCGCUAUUCUAAUACAGGAGUGUUUUUUCUCUUCUACCACGAUGUAUUUUAGGGAAGUAGUCUACAACAGAUUGUGGUUGAGAAAACUCUUCCACUUAAAACACUUAUUAACAAAGCUAUACUUGUCCAGUGAGAUUCAGCCCUGAAUUUAUUUAAGGAAAAAAAUAAUUUGCAUUAGUAAGAUUAACUUAAAUCAUCAUCAAUCUUAAAAAAAAAAAAAGGUGUCCUGGAGUACAAACACCAAACCUGGUAUUUACAGCAUAUUCAAACGUUCACAGAAAAUUUUGAGAGCACGGAUUUCAGCUCAGGACUGCAAAACCUGAAACUGCUCGAGUUUCUAAUCUGUUUGAAGUUUUCAUAGUACAAGUAAUACUAAUGAACAUUUGUGCAGUGCUUCAUAAUUUGGAAACAAUUUCUUAUAUAUUCGCUUUCGAGUCAACUGCCAGGAAGCUAAGAGACAAAUUUGCAGCCAGCAUUUACCACGUAUCUGUCUUCACCUUAUAAUGUUCUACCACCAUUUUUGUUUCUUUACUCCAUUUUUCUUAUCUAAUUUAUUCUACUCCCAUACCAACCCCUGCCCCUUAGUUUUGGAACACUUGGCUGAUGCUACCUGUUUUGAGUCAAUCACGGGCCCCGGAGGCAGGCCCUCUGCUUCCCCGCCACGCGGCACGCUGUACACACACAUCAAUGAGCAAAGCACCCCCGUCUUAGGACAGCUCGUCUUACCCCAGGUAGGAAGGCCUUACCCACCUAACGGAUGCUGAACGUACACAUAGCUGUGUAUCAAAUUAAAAAGCAUCAGAUAAUAAGGAAAUAUCACCACGUCAAAAGAAACAGUAAGUUUCCAAGAUAUCUCAAUGACUACAGGACAGAUACUGAGAUGGGGAAAUGACAAUACAGGAAAAACCGGCAACAACAUCUUUGUAACACUUGCCCACGUAGGGAGAUAAAGUGUAUUUCAAAGGCAAACCUCAGGAUGUCAGUCAGAGUUAUACGUACUCUCUCAUGACAGAGAAUGGGAGAAUUUUUGUUUUUACUUUACACUUCGGUUCCUUACCCAGUAUUUCGAGUCUUGCUGAGAAGAAUUUUUUUCUCUCCUUGAGAUAACAUUUAUAAAGUUGAGAGCAAAUCAAAACAGUCAUCUCAAAAAUGAAUACAAAAACAACCCAACAACUAAACAAACACAGUGACUGGAGGGCAGAGUUCAAUUUCCAGUUACAUGAUAGUCAUGUGGCAUCCUCAAACAAUUAAAAAAUCUAGAGACCAGUCACAGACUGAAAAUCACCAUUUAUCUAUCAGGUGUUAAUCUUUUGAAAGAAUAAAAAGUCACAAACCAGUUAACAUU
Molecule: messenger RNA, 4186 nt
Organism: Vicugna pacos (alpaca)
Lineage: Eukaryota; Metazoa; Chordata; Mammalia; Artiodactyla; Camelidae
Gene: ANGPT2
Product: angiopoietin 2
Biological process (GO): blood coagulation
Source: RefSeq, a predicted model, not a curated record